UAAUAAAGUAAAGAUUGUGUUACGAAAUCAACACGAAAUGCUCUAGAAAGAAGAGUAACUGAUGGCAUUUAAUCCUUCUUUUAUUUUAUAUUGUAUUUUUUAAUAUUGUAUUUUUUAAUAUUAUAUUUUCCAAUUGCAUAGUGUUAUAAUGUAUUGGAUCACAUGCCUAGAAGGUGGCCCUCAAAGAGUCAAUCAUGCUGCUGCUAGCGUAGAAAACAAGAUAUUUUCAUUUGGUGGUUAUAAUAGCGAUGAGGCAUUUGAUAUCGGUCAUAAAAUUGACAUCCACGUUUUUGAUACAAAAUCUUAUGCCUGGAAUAUCGUACCCACUAGUGGAAUCAUCCCCCAUAAAGUGGACGGCCACUCUGCUUGCGUCAUUAAUGGUUUCAUGUAUGUAUUUGGAGGCUAUGAAGAAGAGACUGAAAUGUUUUCAAAUUCUGUGCAUCGCUUGAAUCUAAAAUCCUUUGAAUGGGAAAAGGUUCCCACCAAAGUAAGCUCUGGUAUAAUGCUUUGCCUAAAUAAGUUCCAAAAAUUUAAAGUUUUGCUGAAACAUUGCUGUACUUNCAACAAUGAAAUUGUGUUUCUAGACACUAAAUCUAUGAAAUGGGACAAACCACUUUGUGAAGGAAAGCUUCCUUGUGGCCGCAGAAGUCACUCAGCCGUUGUGUAUCAUAAUGAAAUCUACAUAACUGGAGGAUUCAACGGCCACACUAAAUACCAUUUAAACGACAUUUAUAAAUUUAAUCCAGAAAAAAGAAUGUGGUAUGAAAUGCAUCCUAAAGGUGAACCUCCGUGUCCCAGAAGGCGCCAUUGUUCUUGUGUCAUUGGAGAUCACAUGUUUCUAUUUGGUGGCAGCAGUCCCCUCAAUGAAGAUGAAUAUGCCAGACACUAUAGCAAUGAUACUCAAGAAAAUCGUACACUCCAAGAUCAUUCAGAUUUAUAUAUUUUAGAUUUCUUUCCUACAUUGCAACGACUUUGUCAACUUGAAGUAAUAAAAUCAAAUCUAAGGAUAGAAUUACUACCUCAGCCUCUAAUCCGUGAAAUAUAUGUAUUAACAACAAAUUCCAAAAUGCUGAAAUCAUUCUACACCCGAUACCCUCGUAAUGAUUAUCUUGGAAUAGCAACCUCAGCAUGACUCAGCAUUCCAGUUUUACUGAAUUAUUAUGUUCCUUCAUUUUAUUAUUUAUUAGUUUAACACUUUGAUGUAUGAAUUUGUAUAGUUAUAAAUAAAAAUUUGGAUAUUUUU
Molecule: messenger RNA, 1243 nt
Organism: Parasteatoda tepidariorum (common house spider)
Lineage: Eukaryota; Metazoa; Arthropoda; Arachnida; Araneae; Theridiidae
Product: kelch domain-containing protein 3
Cellular component (GO): cytoplasm
Molecular function (GO): protein binding; chromatin binding
Source: RefSeq, a predicted model, not a curated record